Messenger RNA from Trichophyton rubrum CBS 118892, 2290 nucleotides. RefSeq lists its product as uncharacterized. Bases 529 to 2088 code for a protein of 519 amino acids. Lineage: Eukaryota; Fungi; Ascomycota; Eurotiomycetes; Onygenales; Arthrodermataceae. The transcript is spliced from 6 exons. The record is from RefSeq and is a predicted model, not a curated record.
AAGGCUACGCUAGGCCCAAUGUAGCAAUACCCGGCGCCGUUGACGAUCCGCAGCCGCCGAAGGAAGCGCCAAGACGCUGUGCUCAACUUCUCCCUGCCGCGCUCCGCCUUCAUGAUGGUAAUUAGUGAUUCAGUGCAUCGUCAUAGCAAGCUGGUCUAUGCAACUUCAAACAUGAACUCAGCGUUUCUGGCAAUAUGUACCGCCAUAUCACUCUCAUGCUUACCAUCCCCCGUAUAAUAGCACAGCCUUACGCGGAUUACGAGCCGAUUAAUCCUUUGGUCAGCUACGAAGUACCAGAAGCAGUAGCAGAUACCCAUCACAGCCUACCUCAUUUCAUGUCUAGUACUUGGAUCGACAUGAAGCAGUUUGGCUGUCAAAUACGCUUACUGGAGGUUACAACAAGAAUGUUUAGCUAUUUAAUAGGGCUAUCUGCCCUUCCAAAAUGUGCUCAUUUCGUCCUUAUUCAAGCACACAAAAUUUCCAACUGUUGCCUGUCCCAUCUCUACUCCUGCCCACUCAGCGAGCACAAUGCGUUUAUCACGCACUUUCCUUUCUAUUUGCUUCCUCGCCUGUGGCCUCGCCUCGCCUGUGACCACUUCAGGCCGCAAUCAAUCAGAGGGGAAAAUCUCCUGGGGCCCGUGUGAUAUUAACGCUACUCUGCCUAUUCAAUGCAGUAGCCUAGGUGUUCCACUCGACUAUACCGACUCAAGAUCAAAUGCAACCCUUAACCUUCAACUGCUGAAGGUCCCUGCAAUCAAUGGCCCUAGCAAGGGAAGCAUUCUAUUCAACUUUGGCGGACCGGGCUUUGGGGCCAGGGAGAACCUAGCGGGUUCAGCUAAGAUCCUUCAAACCUUGACGGGCGGGCAUCAUGACCUUAUCGCCCACGACCCACGUGGAACCGAGACUACUCUCACAUUUUCUUGUUUUAAAGACAAUAAUGAGAGAUUAGCUGCUUUCUCUAAUGCACGAUAUGAAGAGUUGCUAUCACCGAACGAACGUGCUUCUUUGGGGAGGCUCUGGUCAACCGCAUCCAUCUUCGCUGAUAUAUGCGAUCGAUAUCCUGAGUCUAAUCAGCGAGGGAAACUUAUAAGUACUGCAUUUACUGCCCGAGACCUGAUGCAGAUUGUUGACGCAUUGGAAGAAGAUGGCCUACUGCGAUACUGGGGAUUAUCAUAUGGCACAGUUCUUGGAGCUACAGUGGCGGCCAUGUUCCCAGAGAGGAUCGAUCGAAUGAUUAUCGACGGUGUUGUCAACUUCCACGACUACUAUAAUGGCUAUGAUAUCGAAGUAUGGGCGGACACGGAUAAAGUGUUUUCUGCUUUCCUUCAACAGUGUGUUAAGUCUCCAGGCGAGUGUGCGUUAGCUCGCCCAGGCUUAACAGCCCCGCAUCUGGAAGAGUCGAUAUAUAAUCUCCUCGAUAAUAUCAAGUACCAACCACUUGUGUUCAACAAUACCUUGAUUGAUCAUAGUGUGGCCAAAAACCUGAUCAGACCGAACUUGUAUGCUCCACCAACAUGGCCACUUCUGUCAAGGGCUUUGGAAAACCUACGAACUGGUAACUUGAGUGGUUUUAUGGAGAAUUCAAUAUCUCUUUCUCCUCCCUGGAAGAUAGGUACUCCGACAGAGUCUCCAUUUGGCAUCCCAUGCUCCGAGAAAGAAACAGGGUUGAACCGCCUAGACCAGAUUCAAUCCACAAUUAAGUCACUCGAUAAGAAGAGCAAGCUUUUGGGGCAGGUUGGAAUACCUCUUGCGAUGACUUGUACUCAAUGGAAAACGAAAGCAAAAGAACGCUACUCCGGAGACUUCAAGGUCAAGACAAAAUUUCCUAUACUUGUGAUCGGGAACACUUUUGACCCUGCUACAUCCUUUCCGUCUGCACAGAAUGCCAGUGCAACAUUCGAUGGCAGUGUGCUACUAGAGCAUGGGGGUUACGGUCACACAACUCUGAACCACGGCUCUGUGUGUACCGGAAAAGCAGUCAAAGGAUAUUUUAUGGAAGGUAUCUUACCUAAACCGAAUACUGUUUGUGAACCGGCCUACCCACCAUUUGCAAAAAAGACUUGGAAUGACAUAUUGGACCAGAUAUGAACAGUGGAUGAUUGAAGGAAGUAGAUAAUUGGUCAGUCAAACACCCGUGUAUGAAAUUACAGCUAGAGCCUCCUCAAUGGCUGCUUCGCUCUGAAUUGUCAAGCUUGUCGUUUCCUUAAGAUCUCCUUGAUAUGUUCUUUUUGUUCUUUGCAAUUUAGUCAGUCCUUUGGAAUAUCCCUAAUUUAACAUUAAUCGUACUGUU